AUUAGAAAAAAAAAUCAUAAAAAAUUAACUAACUUGUUUAAAUACAGUAAGAAACAUGUAAAGGUUUAACCAAAAAGGCAAAAGGCAAAAAAGUUGGUUUUGGUAUGCAAAAUGUUUGAAAAGCAAAAGAACUGUUGUAGUUUUGUUGUGUUGUUUGCAUGUUAAUCAUACAUGUACAACCUUGCUUCUUUCUUUGUUUUCUUCUCCACAGAUAAAAAAGAGCUUAGAGAACCAGAACCAAACAAAGAAAACAAGGAAAGUGUUUCUUUUUCUUUUCCACAUGGAUUGUUUUUCUGAUCCAUCUCCAUCUUCUUUAUCUGGGUUUCUCAGCUCUUCUUGUGAGGAUCACGUCAUCACAUUCCGGCUGCUUGCAUCAGCUUCCCGGCAAACCGGUUGUUGAGGUUUUGGAUCUACAAGAAGGAAACAUCAUUUUUCUUUUGAGGUAGUGGGUAUUGAAUUCUAGAGGCAAUGAGGCAUUUUUCCUCCAUGUUCAAUGGAUUAGCAAGGUCGUUUCCUAUUAGAAGAGGGAAAAAUUCAGAGAAUGAUGAUGGAAGAGAAGCUGCUGAGGCAAUGGCAAAGGAUGCAAAGAAGAAUGACCUGAUUUUGAGGUCUUCUGGCUUUGUAAAUGUUGACGGUUCCAACAAUUUAGCCUCAGUUUUUUCCAAGAGGGGCAGAAAAGGAGUGAACCAGGAUUGUGCCAUUGUAUGGGAGGAAUUUGGAUGUCAAGCAGACAUGCUAUUUUGUGGGAUAUUUGAUGGCCAUGGUCCAUGGGGUCAUUUUGUAGCGAAAAAGGUCCGCGAAUCAUUGCCUUCAUCCUUGCUUUGCCAUUGGCAAGAGACUCUAGCUCAGACAUCCCUUGACCCGGAUAUCGAUUUGGAAUCAGAUAAAAAGCAUCAGAGAUUCGAUAUAUGGAAGCAUUCUUAUCUAAAGACUUGUGCUGCUGUUGAUCAGGAGCUUCAACAGUAUCGGAAGAUUGAUUCCUUCUACAGUGGAACAACUGCCUUGACAAUUGUCAGACAGGGUGACCUCAUGUAUGUUGCCAAUAUCGGUGAUUCUCGGGCUGUUUUGGCAACAACUUCAGAUGAUGGAGACCUGGUUCCCGUUCAGCUCACUGUCGAUUUCAAGCCCAAUUUACCUCAGGAGGCUGAGCGGAUAAUUCAGUGCAAAGGGCGGGUGUUCUGUUUGCAUGAUGAGCCAGGUGUGCACAGGGUUUGGCUGCCCGAUGAGGAGUCACCGGGACUGGCAAUGUCUAGAGCUUUUGGGGAUUAUUGCAUCAAGGAGUAUGGGCUUAUUUCCGUUCCUGAAGUCACACAAAGACAAAUAACCAGCAGAGACCAAUUUGUUGUGCUUGCAACUGAUGGGGUAUGGGAUGUUAUUUCCAAUCAGGAAGCAAUCCAAAUAGUAUCUUCAACACCUGACAAGGCGAAGGCAGCUAAAUGCCUGGUCGAGUGUGCUGCCCAUGCUUGGAAAAAGAAGAGGAAGGGUAUUGCAAUGGAUGAUAUUUCAGCCAUCUGCCUCUUCUUCCACUCAUCUGCUGUAUCUCAGCAUGAAGUUAAUCUUGUAACAACUUCAAAAUAGUACUGAUGUAAAUGAGCGAGGUAAAUUGCUCCUAAAAGUCCUAUCCAUCAAUUAUUGUAUUUCUUAGUUCAAUGUAAUUGAUCAAAAAAUGUCCACUUUCAUUCCCAUA
This is a messenger RNA of Theobroma cacao (cacao), 1687 nucleotides long. RefSeq names its product putative protein phosphatase 2C 34. NCBI's taxonomy places the organism in Eukaryota, Viridiplantae, Streptophyta, Magnoliopsida, Malvales, Malvaceae. The record is from RefSeq and is a predicted model, not a curated record. Gene Ontology annotation, biological process: protein dephosphorylation. Gene Ontology annotation, molecular function: protein serine/threonine phosphatase activity.